This is a messenger RNA of Aspergillus fumigatus Af293, 777 nucleotides long. RefSeq lists its product as uncharacterized. The coding region runs from base 1 to 777 and encodes 258 amino acids. Gene Ontology annotation, molecular function: mannosyltransferase activity. The transcript is spliced from 2 exons. NCBI's taxonomy places the organism in Eukaryota, Fungi, Ascomycota, Eurotiomycetes, Eurotiales, Aspergillaceae. The record is from RefSeq and is a predicted model, not a curated record.
AUGCAUUUUCAACCUUUUCUUAGACAUACCCGCUUUCUCCCAGUCAAAUUCGGUAUGUUAUCCCUUAUCUUUAUCGCGAUUACGGUAUGGCGGCUGAAGCAUGGAUAUUUCCAACCGUUUAAGUCCGCCAGCCAGAAAUUUGUCACAUCAACCGAGAAAUUAUAUCUUUCUGGAUUUUCGUCCGAUGGAGACGUGGAAAAAAUUGGAUGCGACGACCUCAGACAGACUGGCUAUCUGGAUAUCGAACGAAGCAUUCUGCUGCACGACAACAUCACCCAAAUCGCCCUUAGCGUUUCGUCCCAUCCAAUGAUCCAGGAGAUACUGGAUCAAACUGCGCAUGGUGUGAAGAUUUUCGAGCCUCAUGAUCUAAUAGAGAGCCAUUUGUCUCAAUUCGCAGGAUCAGGAGUCUGGCUAUCCCAGCUGAAUGUGUAUAUUGUGGCCUCGCGCGUGGUGUACACAGCUCCUGGAACCUCCUGGCCGACAAUCAGUUUCUUAAGAGGGAGAGUCUUUGAUAAAAGUUGGAGACACUUGGAAAACUACACCAUUGACUGGUAUGGAAAAACGACGACCUUUCCGCUGCUAUUCGAGAUACCGACAGUAUGGUGGAAGGAUGGAAGCUUCUUUGGCCCUGAGGAUCCACGCAUCGUCUUAGAAGAAGGGGUUCAAGGUGCCGAGCCGAUUAUUGUUUUCAAUAUGAUCUUGAACGCUACGGGCUAUCCCCGCGUCAUGUGGAUCUUCAAGCCUUUCUCCCGUAUCAUCUCCUACUUAAGGAUUUGA